Molecule: messenger RNA, 1812 nt
Organism: Uncinocarpus reesii 1704
Lineage: Eukaryota; Fungi; Ascomycota; Eurotiomycetes; Onygenales; Onygenaceae
Product: peptide transporter PTR2-A
Exons: 7
Coding region: 1-1812 (603 amino acids)
Biological process (GO): transmembrane transport; oligopeptide transport
Cellular component (GO): plasma membrane; fungal-type vacuole
Molecular function (GO): dipeptide transmembrane transporter activity; tripeptide transmembrane transporter activity
Source: RefSeq, a predicted model, not a curated record
AUGGAGGUUGCACAACGGGAAAUCGAUCCUUCGGAUAGUGCCAAUGGAAUUGAGCCCAAAUUACCGCCUAUUGAGCCUCCUAUUGAAUCCCUGUCAAACGACCUUGAAGAUGGAAAUGUGAAUGAGCCCACCGAAGAUGAGCUGAAUACCCUUAGGAAGGUCGCCGGCCCCUUGCCAUGGUCUGCUUUCCUGGUUGCUGUAGUUGAGCUGUGUGAAAGAUUUGCGUACUAUGGAGUCACUGGCCCUUUUCAGAACUAUGUUGAGAACCCGUACAAGCCCGGUAGUCCAACUCCAGGCGCAUUAGGACUUGGGCAAUCCGCCGCGAGUGGAUUAACAAGUUUUUUCCAGUUCUGGUGCUAUGUUACUCCGGUUUUUGGUGGCAUAGUCGCGGACCAAUAUCUGGGGAAAUAUAACACGAUGGUUAUAUCGGCCGUAAUUUACGUCGUCGGCCUUGCGAUUCUGGUUUGCACCGCCCUACCCGUAGCGAUCUUGCACAACGCAUCGCUUGGUGGGCUCGUGGUUGCAAUGAUUAUCAUUGGAAUCGGGACCGGGGGAAUCAAAGCCAAUAUUUCACCUCUAAUUGCCGAGCAAAUUAAAAUCAAGAAACCCUUUGUUAAAACGAUCAAAUCCGGUGAACGAGUUAUUGAAGACCCUGCACGGACAAUUGAGCGGGUUUAUAUGGUGUUCUAUCUAUGCAUCAAUAUUGGAUCUCUUUCCCCUAUCGCAACAACCUCAUUAGAAAAACACAUUGGCUUCUGGGUUGCCUAUUUACUGCCAGCAGGCUUAUUCCUAGUGUCCUUUGCCGUGAUCAUCAUCGGCAGGAAAUACUACGUAGUGCGCCCACCGAGAGGCUCAGUUGUUCCCCAAGCAGUUAAAGUUAUCUGGGUGGGCAUAAAAAACAAGGGAAACUUGGACGCAGCGAAGCCCUCGUAUCAAAUCGCCCACGGAAAUGGUUCUGUUGGUAUCACCUGGGAUGAUCGCUUUGUGGAGGAAAUGAAGCGAACUUUGGUCGCAUGCAAGCUUUUCGUGUACUAUCCGAUAUAUUGGGUCUGCUAUCAACAGAUGUUGAACAAUUUCAUUUCCCAAGCCGGCACUAUGGAGUUGCAUGGGAUUCCCAACGACCUCAUGCAGAAUAUCGACCCCAUCACCAUAAUUAUAUUCAUUCCCAUUUGCGAUAGGCUUCUAUACCCGUCUUUGCGGAAGAUAGGUACCUAUUCCCAUGAUACCCUAACAACAUUGGCAUUGACCUUAAUUUUCUCAGGAUUGCCCUUUAAGCCGAUUACUCGUAUCACAACGGGCUUCUUCCUAGCCUCGCUUGCUAUGGCAUACGCUGCCAUUGUUCAACAUUUGAUUUACAAAGCUCCCCCUUGCUAUGAUUUUCCCAAGGAAUGUCCCGCAAGCGAAGAUGGCACAGUGGGAAACCGUAUCCACGUUGCUGUACAAACCCCGGCCUACCUCUUUAUUGGGCUGUCAGAAAUCUUUGCCAGCAUUACCGGCCUCGAAUAUGCUUUCACCAAGGCGCCCCUUUCGAUGAAAUCGUUUGUAAUGGCAUUAUUUCUAUUAACCAAUGCGUUUGGUGCAGCACUUGGCAUGGCAUUAUCACCAACUGCAAAGAAUCCGAAACUUAUCUGGAUGUAUACCGGUUUAGCCGUCGCAUCUACCAUCGCCGGCUCCAUAUUCUGGCUACUCUACAGCAGAUAUAACGCAACUGAAGAGCAAAUGAAUGCCCUUGAAAUGCCACAAACAGAGGAUGAAAAGCCGGUUGCGGCAACUCAGAUUUCUAUGACUCGCCGUAAAGCCAACGAUUCGUAG